AUGACGCGACUCAGCUUGUUAAUUUCUCUGAGUUUCGCUCUUCCUUUCAUUCCGAGCGGGCUCGCAGGGCCUGCAUGUGCCAGAAAACAUUACCAGGUUGCCAACUGUGUUUCGAUAUGCAAGUCGAAGUGGGGUUGGACCGGGAGCAUGAUGGGUACCGACCCAUGGGGUUCGGUGGUCAAGAAGGUCGACAUCAACGACUGGGACUCUGUGGUAUCUGUAGCGUGCGGUUCUCCAGUCGCCUCUCCUACGCCAUCCACUGCCGUCCAACCGAUUCCUUCAACAAGCACAGCUCUGCAGACAGAAAGUGUCACCCCCACAAUCGUGGUUACCACGACAUCUUCGACAUCUAGCGCUACUUCAUCAAAAUCCAGCGCUAUUUCUUCUUCAAGUGUUUUGUCCUCUUCAUCCAUUGCUCCUUCCGUCUCUGCUCAAGGUUUCCUUGCGUCCGCUCGUCGAUCGUCUACUACUGUAGUUCCUCAACCCACGACAUCAAUAAGACCGCCCCAGUUUCAAAGUACCUCUACUAAAGUAGAAACAGUCAUCACUACACGGCAGCCUGCAACCACCAAGGCGUCGACUACACAGGCCCCUCAGGUUACACAGACGCCAAAUAAUGGUGGUAGCACCGGUAGCAGUGGCGGUACUUCCAAUGCAGAUAUUCAAGCCUACCUUGCGGGUCAUAACACAAUAAGAGCGCAGCACGGUGCUGCGCCACUGACCUGGAGUGACAGUUUGGCAGCCAAGGCUCAGCAAUGGGCCAAUGGUUGUAAAUUCCAACAUUCCGGUGGAUCACUUGGACCAUUCGGUGAAAACUUGGCUGCUGGCACAGGUUCAGACUAUGGGAUCUCUCAGGCCAUUAAAGACUGGACAGAUGAAGUUUCCGAUUAUAAUCCCAGCAACCCCGUAGCAUCUCACUUUACUCAGGUCGUUUGGAAAGGCACGUCUGAAGUUGGAUGUGCCGUCCAGUCCUGCAAUGGUAUCUUUGAUGCUAGCUUUGGGCCUGCUAAAUAUUUUGUAUGCGAGUAUUCGAAGCAAGGAAAUAUCGUUGGACAGUUUGCGCUUGCACCGACCCACGGCACCUUCAUGCGACUGUCUUCGCGUGUGCUGAGGACAGCAUCUGAAGCCACCUAUGUCUUCCUAGCUCUCGUUGCGGUCGUCGCGACUGGUCUGUCCUGCGCUGCGAUCAUCUCCCAAGCGGUGCGGACGUCCCCGGGGCGCUCGUGGACGAACAACUUUAAUGCGUUGGUGAUUGGGGCGUCGUACAUCAUCGUUUUUGCAGCUUCAGCCUCGUUCUGCGUGAAGCGUCGCGUUGCCGUGCGGCUCAAACUCCAGCGCAUCUCCAAAACCUACCGCUCGGUCGGCAAACAUGACUUACCUGACUCGGUGCACAAACACGUUUUGCAGGAAUAUACCCGCGCCUGUCUGGUGUCGUUCGAAUCUCUCCCCAAAAACGUAUAUCACGAGGGAUGGGGCAGACCAGGUACCAAAUACAACGGCGUCUCAUUCCGACGCGCGCUCCUCGACACGAUUCCGCAUAUCGACGAAUUGGCGCACGUUGUGAUACCGCUGCACCCACGGCUGAAGCCGCACGCGCGGAUGUUGCACCACUUUCGGUUCCUCAACCCGUUGCUGCCAAAGGAUGAAGACGGAAUGACGCCGCUGCACUACUACGACUCUGCGAUCCAGCUGGCGCGGCACUCGUCCCGCGAAGUGACAGAGGAAGAGUUCGAGACGGGCAUGGAAGCGGCGUAUCAGAUCGAGAAAUGUUUGAACGAAUGUCGUUUGGAAAUGUUGGAAUCGGACUCUACAACGCAGCUCGAGGGUUGA
This is a messenger RNA of Psilocybe cubensis, 1830 nucleotides long. RefSeq lists its product as uncharacterized. The record is from RefSeq and is a predicted model, not a curated record. Bases 1 to 1830 code for a protein of 609 amino acids. The transcript is spliced from 11 exons. Lineage: Eukaryota; Fungi; Basidiomycota; Agaricomycetes; Agaricales; Agrocybaceae.